GCUGCACUCUCACCCCAGAACCAACACAGCUUCUCUUUUUCUUAAAUGUGUCGAUCACUGGCUUCACCAGCUGGCUCUUCGCUUGUAUUCUAUGAUAGAUUCUCGCCCUGCCAUAUUUGCUUAAAGCAAGGUUGUUAAGAAUUUUCUUUUGGUUCAUUAGGAGGAGCCGGCGUGUGCUUCUCUAUUCGCAUUUAUCAGAGAAGCAACAAUCUGUAAUUAACGGCGGCGAGACCGUUUCAGCUUGAAAAAGCUAAUCAUGCAGAGUAUCGUGAACACAAUAAAAGGUCGAGCAAUUGACCUAGCUGCGCAAAUCACACCAAUCCUACGAGAGUCGAAGUUCCGCGAGAGUGGAAUGCUUACGCCGGAGGAAUUUGUAUUAGCCGGUGACCAUCUUGUUGCUACCUGUCCCACAUGGGCAUGGGCUAAAGGCGAUCCUUCAUGUACGAAGUCAUAUUUACCUGAGGAUAAACAAUUUCUCGUCACCAAAAACGUUCCAUGUUCGAAACGCUGCAGAGAUAUGGAAUAUAACAAUGAAAGCGAAAAGAUAAUUGAAGGCGAGGGUCUCGACGAAGGCUGGGUGGAUACACACUAUUACGCUGCACAAAAUGCUCCCACAGUUAACGACAGUGCAUCCAAGGGGACUGAUGACACAUAUAAAAACAACUUCGAUGCAAAAGCGGCCAAUUUUGAGAACGAUGAAGAUAAUGAAGAUGAUGAACUGGAAGGGGUCGAUAUGGAUGACUUUCUGGAAAAACUCGACGAAGAUUUGGAAACAGCGCACUCGAUGGUGAAAAAGGCAGCUCUUGUUGAUCCUACCGUUACUUCGGCCGAUGACGGCUCAGUAGCUGGGGAUGGCGAGGAGGAGAUCCUCGCUACAAGAACCUACGACUUGAACAUAACCUACGACAACUACUACCGAACGCCCCGGCUUUGGCUGACCGGCUACGACGAGAAAAUGAAGCCAUUGACGACGGAGCAAAUCUAUGAAGACAUCAGUCAAGACUUUGUAAAGAAGACGGUAACAGUCGAGAACCAUCCACAUAUUGAAGGCGUUCCACAGGCAUCCGUGCAUCCUUGCCGCCAUGCACAAGCAAUGAAAAACCUAAUCCAGACCGUCGAAGAAGGCGGAGGCUCACUUGAGGUCCACAUGUAUCUCAUUGUCUUCUUGAAGUUUGUUCAAGCAGUAAUUCCUACGAUUGAGUAUGACUAUACCGCCAACUUCAACAUGAGUUAGAUAGUCCGGCCCUUCUGUGCUCUAGAUCGAAGAAACUAGGAGAAGUCAGCUAAAUCUCAUAUUUAUAACGGCAAACCAUCCGAUCUACAAAAGACAUUAAACUAAAGUCCGAUCGAAUUCACACCCCUCUUCCCGGAUAGCGGGACAAAGCAUCACGCCAUACAUUUAACAUGGUUUAUUUGUUCACCGCAGUUGCAGGCGCAAUCGCGAUCACAAUUAAAUAAUACCGGUUGUUAUGUCAUUAUAAGUUGAACGUCGAAUACGAAAACACUUGUAUAUCCCCCAGGCACGGAAUAUACAAAAAAUACGAAGGAUCGCAGCCACGAAGUUGAUAAAUUUCGCCGAUGAAAAUAAGCUGAAGCUCACGAAAUGACUGUUAUUCACAUCUAUUUUCACAUUUAUGUAAUAAAACGAACUUAUGUAAGUAAGUUCGUAAAUAGUUGGAUUGAACGAACAGGUUAUGUUAUUCACGUACGCUACCAUAAUUAUUAGGGGUGAUUCACGUCUUUGGCUCGAAUGGUAGCUUACUCGCAAUGAGAUUGUCGAUAUAUAAGUUUAUUGGAAUGAAACAACACGUACUACUUAGUGUCAUUACCGCCAGUAAAUUGAUGACACCUAAUAUGUGUAUAUGUAUAUCUAUUCUCGUUUAUGCUGUAUGAUAUCAGCCGGCCGCAACAGGUGCAUUUUUGAGCUGUUAAACUCUAGGAAGAAUAUUAAUUGAAAACAAAAAUACUGUGACUUGGCCCCAACUUCAACAGUUUAGCUAGUGAAAUCACCGCCGAUACGGCAUCUUCAUAGCCACAAUUUCUUAUUUUCGCUUACGGCUGUAAUUUAGAAGAGCUAUUUAUCGUGUUAUGUGUUAGAAUAGAAGAUGCGUUAUGUGAUGUAUAUCGGCCUGGAAAUAAAUAGAUGUUUGUUAAAAUUU
Molecule: messenger RNA, 2159 nt
Organism: Varroa destructor (honeybee mite)
Lineage: Eukaryota; Metazoa; Arthropoda; Arachnida; Mesostigmata; Varroidae
Gene: Atg3
Product: Autophagy-related protein 3
Biological process (GO): autophagy of mitochondrion; autophagosome assembly; nucleophagy
Cellular component (GO): cytosol; phagophore assembly site
Molecular function (GO): Atg8-family ligase activity
Source: RefSeq, a predicted model, not a curated record